GCAAAAUGGCUGCUCAAGUUACUUUGGAGGAUGCUUUGUCCAAUGUGGAUCUCUUGGAAGAAUUACCAUUACCAGAUCAGCAACCAUGCAUAGAACCCCCUCCAUCAUCUCUGCUUUACCAGCCAAACUUCAACACUAAUUUUGAAGAUAGAAAUGCAUUUGUUACAGGCAUUGCAAGAUACAUUGAGCAAGCUUGUGUCCAUUCUAGCAUGAAUGAAAUGCUGGAAGAGGGCCAAGAGUAUGCUGUCAUGCUGUAUACAUGGAGAAGUUGCUCAAGAGCCAUUCCUCAGGUCAAAUGCAAUGAACAGCCUAACAGAGUAGAAAUAUAUGAGAAAACCGUGGACGUUCUGGAGCCAGAGGUCACAAAACUGAUGAAUUUUAUGUACUUUCAGAGAAAUGCAAUUGAACGGUUCUGUGGAGAGGUGAGACGUUUAUGUCAUGCAGAGAGGAGGAAAGACUUUGUGUCCGAAGCAUAUCUCAUCACACUGGGCAAAUUCAUCAACAUGUUUGCAGUACUGGAUGAGCUGAAAAAUAUGAAAUGCAGCGUGAAGAACGACCACUCUGCCUACAAGCGUGCUGCGCAGUUUCUGCGUAAAAUGGCUGAUCCUCAGUCCAUCCAGGAAUCCCAGAACCUUUCCAUGUUCCUUGCUAAUCACAACAAGAUAACACAAUCUUUACAGCAACAGCUUGAAGUGAUUGCUGGGUAUGAAGAGCUGCUUGCAGAUAUUGUGAAUUUGUGUGUGGACUACUAUGAAAAUAAAAUGUAUCUAACACCCAAUGAGAAACACAUGCUUCUAAAAGUAAUGGGUUUUGGAUUGUACCUGAUGGAUGGAAGUGUUAGCAACAUCUAUAAACUAGAUGCAAAGAAAAGGAUAAACUUGACCAAGAUAGACAAGUUUUUUAAGCAGCUGCAAGUGGUUCCACUGUUUGGUGACAUGCAGAUUGAACUGGCAAGAUACAUUAAGACCAGUGCCCAUUAUGAGGAAAACAAAUCCAGAUGGACAUGCACUUCUUCCAGCAGCAGCCCCCAGUAUAAUAUCUGUGAGCAGAUGAUCCAGAUCAGAGAGGACCAUAUGCGCUUUAUUUCAGAGCUGGCUCGUUACAGCAAUAGCGAGGUGGUAACUGGAUCUGGACGUCAAGAAGCUCAGAAAACAGAUGCGGAGUAUCGGAAACUAUUUGAUCUUUCCCUCCAGGGGCUGCAGCUCCUAUCUCAAUGGAGUGCGCAUGUUAUGGAAGUGUAUUCAUGGAAGCUAGUGCAUCCAACUGACAAAUACUCAAAUAAAGAUUGCCCUGACAAUGCAGAAGAGUAUGAAAGAGCAACACGAUACAAUUAUACCAGUGAGGAGAAAUUUGCUUUGGUCGAGGUUAUUGCUAUGAUUAAAGGCCUUCAGGUGCUGAUGGGCAGGAUGGAAAGUGUCUUUAACCAUGCGAUCCGCCAUACCAUUUAUGCUGCUCUUCAGGACUUCUCCCAAGUCACACUUAGAGAACCAUUAAGACAGGCCAUCAAAAAGAAGAAAAAUGUCAUUCAGAGUGUUCUUCAGGCCAUUAGAAAGACAGUUUGUGAUUGGGAAGCAGGACAUGAGCCAUUUAAUGACCCAGCAUUAAGAGGAGAAAAAGACCCCAAAAGUGGUUUCGACAUCAAAGUUCCAAGGCGAGCAGUUGGACCCUCUAGUACCCAGCUCUACAUGGUUCGCACUAUGACAGAGUCCUUAAACUCUGCUGAGCUGUUGAAGCAGCUCAAGUCUCUGGGAAUGGAAAAGCUAUUGCAUGUGGCAAACAAGUUUCUGAGGCAGUCCUACAUCUAUCCACCUCUUUUAAACUUUGGUGGUAAGACAUUGCUUAUUAUUUUAAUUUUGUGGUGUGUGAACUGUUCCACUGCAAAUUGUCUAUUUUACAUAUUACUGGAGACUCCCGUAACUUGGUUGGACUAUAACAGUUUCCUUUCUCCUUUAGGAGAAAGGCACUGCUUUUGUCCCAAUGGUUUCAGUUUACAGUGGAGCAGUCGCUUUCUGAUUAGUAUUUCUCAGUGUUACUUGACUAAUGUACCGUGUGUAUUUUCCUUUUUUUUUCCCCUUCCACCACGUAUUUUUCCUUUAAUGAUACAGCUUUACAUGGUGAGAACUAUGUUAGAGUCCCUCAUUGCUGACAAAAGUGGUUCCAAGAAAACCUUGAGAAGUAGCCUUGAGGGGCCCACCAUAUUGGACAUAGAAAAAUUUCAUCGCGAGUCUUUCUUCUACACUCAUUUGAUAAAUUUCAGUGAAACUCUGCAGCAGUGCUGUGACCUGUCCCAGUUGUGGUUCAGAGAGUUCUUCUUAGAGUUGACCAUGGGCAGAAGAAUCCAGUUCCCUAUUGAAAUGUCAAUGCCUUGGAUUCUGACUGACCAUAUUCUGGAGACCAAAGAGGCAUCAAUGAUGGAGUAUGUUCUCUAUUCUUUGGAUCUUUACAAUGAUAGUGCUCAUUAUGCAUUAACUAAAUUUAAGAAGCAGUUCCUGUAUGAUGAAAUUGAGGCAGAGGUAAACUUGUGUUUUGACCAAUUUGUCUACAAGCUGGCGGACCAGAUAUUUGCAUACUACAAAAUUAUAGCAGGAGGUCUGCUUCUGGAUAAGCGAUUACGCUCAGAGUGCAAGAAUCAGGGGGCAUCAAUUCACUUGCCAUCGUCCAACAGAUAUGAAACCCUGCUGAAACAGAGACAUGUCCAGCUUCUUGGUAGGUCAAUAGACCUCAACCGCCUAAUCACUCAGCGGAUUUCAGCAGCCAUGUAUAAGUCAUUGGAGCUGGCAAUUGGACGAUUUGAAAGUGAGGACUUAACCUCCAUUGUAGAGCUAGAUGGCUUGAUAGAGAUCAACAAAAUGACGCAUAAACUACUGAGUAGAUACAUGACCUUGGACAGCUUUGACGCCAUGUUCAGAGAAGCCAAUCACAAUGUGUCGGCUCCCUAUGGAAGAAUCACUCUUCAUGUCUUCUGGGAACUCAACUAUGAUUUCCUUCCAAACUACUGCUACAAUGGGUCCACUAACAGAUUUGUUCGGACUGUGCUACCCUUUUCUCAGGAGUUUCAGAGAGAUAAGCAGCCUAAUGCACAGCCCCAAUAUCUCUGUGGAUCAAAGGCAUUGAAUUUGGCUUAUUCCAGCAUUUAUAGCAACUACAGGAAUUUUGUUGGGCCCCCACACUUCAAAGUCAUCUGCCGGCUUUUGGGAUACCAAGGCAUUGCUGUGGUAAUGGAGGAGUUGCUGAAAGUCGUCAAGAGCCUGCUGCAAGGUACGAUUCUUCAGUAUGUGAAGACCUUAAUGGAAGUGAUGCCUAAGAUCUGUAGGUUGCCCAGGCAUGAGUAUGGCUCUCCAGGUAUCCUGGAAUUUUUCCACCAUCAGCUGAAGGACAUUGUUGAAUAUGCAGAACUGAAGACAGUGUGUUUCCAGAAUUUGCGGGAGGUGGGAAAUGCUGUGCUUUUCUGUCUGCUCAUUGAACAGAGCCUGUCCCUGGAGGAAGUGUGCGACCUGCUGCAUGCUGCACCAUUUCAGAACAUACUGCCAAGGAUUCAUGUCAAAGAGGGUGAAAGACUUGAUGCUAAAAUGAAGAGACUAGAAUCAAAAUAUGCUCCACUCCACCUUGUUCCUCUGAUUGAAAGACUAGGAACACCACAGCAAAUUGCAAUAGCCAGGGAAGGAGACUUGCUGACCAAGGAACGUCUGUGCUGCGGUCUAUCAAUGUUUGAGGUCAUCUUAACUAGGAUUCGGUCCUUCCUGGAUGACCCAAUCUGGUGUGGGCCCCUGCCCAGCAAUGGAGUAAUGCACGUGGAUGAGUGUGUGGAAUUUCACCGUCUCUGGAGCGCGAUGCAGUUUGUGUACUGUAUUCCUGUGGGAACGCACGAGUUCACUGUGGAACAGUGCUUUGGAGAUGGAUUGCACUGGGCUGGAUGUAUGAUCAUUGUGCUUUUGGGACAGCAGCGUCGCUUUGAUGUGCUGGAUUUCUGCUACCACUUACUGAAAGUACAAAAGCAUGACGGCAAAGAUGAGGUCAUCAAGAAUGUGCCUCUGAAGAAAAUGGUUGAGAGAAUCCGCAAGUUCCAGAUCCUGAAUGAUGAGAUAAUUGCUAUUUUGGACAAGUAUUUGAAGUCUGGUGAUGGAGAGAGUACACCAGUGGAACAUGUGCGUUGUUUCCAGCCACCUAUUCAUCAGUCCCUGGCCAGUAACUAAGUGUGGAUAGACCAUCCUGCUUCUUAUGUUAGCUACCAUACUUUUGCACCUAGUUAAGUUAUAAGUUUAAAAGAAAAAUGGUUUUAAGGAGCAUCUUCAUCUGCAGUAAGGCCUGUGCUAUUUGAAUGGCCAGUGCUUUUCCUCUUUAAGUCUCCAAGCACAAUAACUGUAUACAAUCAUACUUAUUUUUCUAGACUAAAAUUUUAUACUUUGAUAAAGGAUCUGCAAAUGAAAAAAGGCUUGUCUGACAGAACUCUUUGCAUCCUCUCAUUUGAUGCAAAUUUUUUCCUCAGCUGUCCCCAUAUUUAGCUAUGGAGGGUGAAAAAUCCAUGGGUUUUAUUAGAAACAUUUAUAAUUGUGUAUUUUAGAAAAGCAUUAAUUGCUUGGUUAGCCUUUAUAAACUGAGGUUCCUGCUGAUGUUUUGUGAAUAUUUUUAAUCAGUUGAUUUCUUUUGGCAGAACUAAACAACCCCAUAUAAUCAGUAAUUAUGGAAAUAAAGGCUAAUUAAGCCAUCCUUUUUAAACAGUAAUUCUCUAACAUGGAGGUGGCUGAUAAUACUCUGCUUAAAAAAAUAGUAAUUCACAUUAUAGAAAAUUUGGGUCUGUUCAUCAUAUAUCAAGUUUUUGUUAAGAAGAGCAAUUUUCUGAGAGAUGCUUAAGAAUCAAAACAACAUGUUGUUUCCAUGCUGGUGCUAGGGAAUUCCUGUUUUAAAAGAUGCUUCUAUACACUGAACCUAUCUCAACUCAAUACAUGAGCUGUAAUGAAACUAAAUUGCAACUUACAGAGAAUAUUUAAGUUUUGUUAUACCUUUGUAUUUUUGUGAAACAUGCCUCAGUAAAAUAGUUUGUAAAAUGUG
Messenger RNA from Alligator sinensis (Chinese alligator), 5049 nucleotides. It is a transcript of the gene CYFIP1, whose product is annotated as cytoplasmic FMR1 interacting protein 1. Gene Ontology annotation, molecular function: RNA 7-methylguanosine cap binding; small GTPase binding. The record is from RefSeq and is a predicted model, not a curated record. Gene Ontology annotation, cellular component: synapse; neuron projection; SCAR complex. Lineage: Eukaryota; Metazoa; Chordata; Crocodylia; Alligatoridae. Gene Ontology annotation, biological process: regulation of translation; axon guidance; modification of synaptic structure.